UGCCCGCACCUUCAUAACCUUGUGAUGGCCCUCUUAUGAUAUGAGCACCAGCACCACCAAUCCGGAUCUCUGUCCCCCGGAUACUUGCACAAGAGUCAAAGUUCCGACAUGAAGCAGGCUAAGGAGAGCACGUCGUGCUCUCGGUGCCGGCUAUUGAAGCGGCGAUGCGACAAGAUCAAGCCAAGCUGUGCCCGUUGCAAGCGUGGAGGCAUCCCAUGCGCCUACGAAGCAGACUCGGAAAUGGAUAAAAUCGGACCCAUGGUCUCCAAUGACUCUAAUAUCCCUUAUCAGACGCCGGCAGGGACACGCACAAUAGCUAUCCGCAAACGCAAUCGAGUAUGCCUCUCGUGUACUCGCUGCCAUCGACUCAAGGUCAAAUGUGACCAAAAGCAGCCUUGCUUGCGAUGCUCUCGAUCUGGCGUAGAGGCCGACUGCGUGUAUACGCACAAGUCAAAGCCACGUGUGCAACCUCACGAGCCAGCGAUUGGUCAGUCACAUUUCCAAGAGAUCCCUCAAGCGGGGAUCGAUGAAGACCCAGAAUUUUUGGUCGCCACAUGGUUUCUACGAAGGCGUGAAUCAACUCGUUUUAGAGGCAUCGUAAACCUGAUGGAAUCCUUAGCAAGCGUUGACUCGACCCCCUUCGGAAUUGCUGUGAAGCAGCAUAUCGAGUCACAUUGUUCCAGUGAUUUCGCGUUACCGAGCAAUUAUCCUUUCGGCAGUCCGGGGUCAGGUCGUUACGCAUCGCCACAGCAGGUGCACGAACUAAUACACAAAGCUCGCGAUGACGUGGCCGCCCUUGUGGCCGGAUACUUCAAGUCGUUCCACCCGGCGUUGCCUGUUUUCGAUCAAUCGGGUUUUGACGCCAAACUUACUGACUUUUGGAGGGAACCGGAAAGUGCAGACCUGAUUUGGCUCGCCCAGUUCCUUGCUGUGCUUGGUCUUGGUGCCUUUACAUUCGAGUAUGCAAUGGACAACGGCAAACCGGCAGCUUCAGAAUUCUUAUACGCAAGUGAAGCUUGUAUGGCUCGGACAACAUACAUGGCACAUCCUACAACCACAGCCAUCAGUACACUGUGCCUGAUGGUGAUAGCCAAACAAGCAACCACAGCCACUUGCUGGGCGUUGGACACUUGCUGGAACGUCAUGGGCCUCAUUGUCAGACUCUCAAUGAUGAUGGUACUUCACAAGGAAUGGAUGCCAGGUUACAAGGAUCCCAUAGCUGCUCGCGAAAGAGCUGUUCGCCGUCGCCUCUGGACCAUGGUCGUCUACCUGGAUACCCAAAUGUCGACUCGCACUGGCCAGCAAAGUGUGCUACCACACGGCAUCAUCAACUCCAAUACCUUCAGCGUUGAUAAAGGGGAUUGUUGGGAUACCAUUAUACCACGGUCACUACCACUCGUGUGCGACAUACUAUCACACAUGAACGUGCACGAUGGCGAGAUCUUCUCUUACAAUAAGGUCCUCAAAUACGAUCGUGAGAUCACGCAGUUGAUGCACGAAGCCACUGCCUUCUACGAAGGAGACAUCGUUGAGCUGACGCUGGACAUCUAUUUCCGACGCGCUCUCUUGGUCGUGCACUGCCAAUAUGCGCUGCAAUCCAACGCUCUUUCUGUCUACCCAGAAUCGUACAAUGCGACAAUCGAGAUCAAUCUCGCGCUCUUGAGCCAUUAUCACCGACUUUCAUCUAUCUCGCCACACACGCAUUUACUGGCCGAGCCGUAUAUGAUGGACUUUUUGUCUGCUGCUAUCACCACUUGCAUGAUGCUACUGGGCGAGGAUGCAGUAUCCUCGUCUUCGACGAUGAGCAGAAAUGUCAGCCUGACACAUCGAAAACCUAUGCUAGACUCUCUUAUGCGUUGCAUGGACAUUCUUGCGAACAACAGUAGGAAAGUGUUUUGCUUCACAACCGGCUUCAAACAAAUACAGGCAAUCUAUGCCUUGACUUUAAAGGAUAACCCCGUUCAGUACGGGACUAAUAGUAUAUGAGGAGUGAUGACAUGCUCAAACGAUGACAAGUCACUGACAUCUUGUUGAUACAUGUGUCGAUCUGUCACCUGUGUUGAUGUAGUCGCGGCACUUGCGACGGUAUCUGUGUCAGAAUCUCGCUUCACCACGACAAACCCGUCUCAACCUUCCAAAUCCACCAGGGCGGAGACUGAGCCCGCACUUUCACGCUCGCCACCCAUCUCGGACUACCGAAAAGCGAACGGCCGCUCGAGAGCCUAGAGGUGAAGCACGGAACCGAGCGGCGCGU
Messenger RNA from Boeremia exigua, 2254 nucleotides. RefSeq lists its product as uncharacterized. Bases 109 to 1986 code for a protein of 625 amino acids. Lineage: Eukaryota; Fungi; Ascomycota; Dothideomycetes; Pleosporales; Didymellaceae. Gene Ontology annotation, molecular function: DNA binding; DNA-binding transcription factor activity, RNA polymerase II-specific; zinc ion binding. Gene Ontology annotation, cellular component: nucleus. The transcript has 2 exons. Gene Ontology annotation, biological process: regulation of DNA-templated transcription; DNA-templated transcription. The record is from RefSeq and is a predicted model, not a curated record.